This is a messenger RNA of Purpureocillium takamizusanense, 2093 nucleotides long. It is a transcript of the gene SIL1, whose product is annotated as nucleotide exchange factor sil1. Gene Ontology annotation, molecular function: adenyl-nucleotide exchange factor activity. The transcript has a single exon. The record is from RefSeq and is a predicted model, not a curated record. The coding region runs from base 332 to 1603 and encodes 423 amino acids. Gene Ontology annotation, cellular component: endoplasmic reticulum. NCBI's taxonomy places the organism in Eukaryota, Fungi, Ascomycota, Sordariomycetes, Hypocreales, Ophiocordycipitaceae.
AGGCGACGGGCGACGGGGCAGACGACAGACCUUUGUGAACUGUCCUCUUCUGGCUUGACUCAUUCAUUCUUCACCACCGCGCCCUGCUUUUAAAAUUGCGCCCUUCUUGUACAUUCAUUUUUGAGUUUUCGAGUCCGAUCAACACAAGUAGCUAUCUUGACGCUCUUUCUUCUCUUCUCGUGGCCGCCCCCUUGGCAGCAGCAGCCCUUUGCCGCCCAGCGUCUCACCAGCUUGUCACAUACCAGAGACGAGCUGUCUCUUUUGAUCAGCUCGGCUUGUUCAGCUGCCAUCACCACAACUAUACGCAACCGCAAAGGAACACAAGACGGCCAUGGCGACGUCAUCGUCCCGGCCAUGGAGGCUUGUACCCCUGCUGGCCAUGGUCCUGGCCCUCGUGCUCUGCGCCGCCGUUGCGCCGGCACAUGCCGCCUCAGAGCCGCGUCCGUCGGCAAAGUCACAAGAGCAGGCAGAACUUAUAUGUCACACAUCUGAUCCCAAGGACUGCUAUCCGCGCAUCUUCCAGCCCACGCACGAGUUCCAGACGGUCCACGACGAUCAGGAGCUGCCUAACGGCCUGCACGUGAGGCUCAACAUCUGGACGGGCAAGAAGGAGGCCAAGAUCAACGUCCCCGGCGAGACCGAUCCCUCGCUCGAGGGGCUGCCCGUGGAGCAGGCAGUCAUGGUGGUCGACCCGGACGAGUCGCAAGACGACUCUCCUCCCAAAGUCCCCAAGAACGCGCCCCAAUACGACCCCGUGGGCAAGGUCAAGGAGCCCAAGUUCGCGGCCGAGGGGUUCGCUGAGGGCAUGAAGAUGCUCAGGAACGGUGUCGUAUCCGACGGUCUCGCCUUGGACGAGGCGCUCGAAGGCCUCGAGGAUCUGUCUCACGACAUGUACUACGGGCUCAAGAUCGCCGAGGACCCUGAGGUCAUCAGGUCCUUGUUCUGCCUCAUGACCAGCGAGGUGCCGCCCUCGACCGAUCCGCGCUUCACCCCGCGCGACCAACAGGCGGCGUCCAUCCUGGCCAGCACCCUGCAAAACAACCCACCGGCCCUGACCCAGGUGACCAAGGACUGGGUCAAGCUCACCGGGAGCACGUGCCCCGGCGCGGGCAAGACGCUCGGCGAGGCCAUCUACAGCAGCUUCGUGCCAUCGCGCAACACCGACGCCUCUGACGCGAAACAAUCCGCCGCGCGAUCCAAGGCCAAGGUCUCGGUCGUCAAUGGCCUCAUCAAGGACGCAGCCGUAAGGAAGGAUUUCCUCGCCAAGGGCGGCAUGGGAGGGCUCGUCGAGGUGUUGGUGCCCGAGGAGGUGGAGUGGGCGGCGGCACAGCGCAAGGUCGGGCAGCUGGCGCUCGACAACUUCCUCGACGAGGACAUGGGCGCCGAGCUGGGCCAGUGGCCCAGGGCCGCGAGGGUGGCCGACGAGCAGUGCCGCGAGGGCGCGACGGGCGGCGGCGGCGAGGGGUGCUGGGACCACCACGUCGCGCGCAUCAUGAAGGCGAACAAGGGGAACAAGAACCACUGGAGCAGGGACCUCAACGACAGGCUCGCGGCGGCGAGGAAAGGCGCGAGCGGCGCCCCGAGGCACCACGAAGAGCUGUAGAAAGAGGCGGCACGUACACGUACGAUGUGUCUCUGUAUCAUGUUAGAAGGUUGCAUACCCGGGCGGCGUUGCGGUCUUGUCGUUUGUAUCCAAUAGUGCCUUGUUAACACGGCGGUUUUGCAUCAUGAGCCAGACCGGCAUGGGGUGAGCUCCCCUCUUGAACAUCUUGGUGGGUUCCCGGCUCCUCGACGGGUUUCGGGACCUGCGAACACCCCGGACGGACACCCAAGGAGCGAGGGUCGUCGAGGUCGGCGCAUGGCAGUUGGAAACUAGGCCGUGUGAUGAGAAUUACGUUGGCCAUCCCCCUUGAUCGCUCGGAACAAGAAGGGAGGGAGGGAGAGGCGCAUCUACAUACGAGCAUCCGAGUGCGUGGGUAUAUGGUGGAGUGGAGCGGCAGGCACGGCAUUCAUGUCCUACGUUAAGUUACUAGAUAUCCUGUUCCCAUCAUUAGUGCUGCGUACAGACUUUUGGCCAUCAAACUAUAUUCCAC